UCUACCGAAUCGCGCGCGGUUUUGCGUUCGGACCUCAGCGAGCGGUGGGAACGGCGGAGAUGGAGCAGGACGUGGUGGUGAGGUUGGCCGGGAAACUCGGAAUCGAGUCAAAGAAGGUCAUCUGGAAAGCAGAGGAAUAUAUGCGGUUGUCUGAAGUGAAGUGCACGGGGUUUUCUGCGCAUGUGACAGCAACAAGCAGUGCCGUGAUGUGUCUUGAUCUUGCAGCAACUUCACUUAAACAUCCAUUUGACAAAGAUUUUGUCGUAAGACUAUCUGGAUUGAACAAAAAAGUUUACCAGACCCACCUGAAAGCUUUGGAAAGUAUCCUUGGUGUACACACUCCACUAGGAAUCCGAGAUCUAGCGGUUCAGUUUGGCUGUAUAGAAGCAGUUAAUGCGUCAAGCAAGAUACUGCAGAGAUACGAAACCAGUCUAUCAGAAGCACAGCAAGGUGAUCUUGAUUUCACAAAGCCUCUCUUCACCACUGCAGCUCUGUAUACUGCAUGCAAAUGUUUGAAAAUAAAGGUUGAUAAGACAAAGUUUAUUACUUCAUCUGGGGUGAAGAAGACCAUCUUUGAUCGCCUCUGCUCUCAGAUGGAAACUUUUGGAAAAGUUGUUUGCUAUGAACUUGAUGAAAAAUCUAAAGGGACUAAAAGGCAAAGGACAUUCAUGGAAUUAUUAGAAAAGGUGGAAGACGAAGAGAUUCCAACAGAACCCAAACGAGAAAAGGCUGAACCCAACAAGACAAAGCAUCAGGAUUAUGAAGACUGGAAAAGACGAAUUCUAGAAAAUGCAGCCAAAGCCAAGAUGAUAAAUUCUUAGUUUCUUACAUUGUGUUAACUGCCAGUGAAGCAACCUAAUGUGGUAUAAUUUAUUGGGGGAUGAGGGAGAGACCUAUUAUUUUAUAACUGCUGACUUCAUUUUAGAAACCAAGUUUUCAAAUUAUGACAUGCCUUGAUUUGUACAAUCCAGUCUAUCAAUAUGAUGACUCACUUUAACUACAGGGGGAUGCAUAAAUGCACUUGGCAAACUUUGUGAUUAAUUGUGAUCUUACUACUAAAAUAACCAGUGUAUGGAAGGCUUCAGAUCCCCUUUUGUAAAAUACAAUACAAUUUUAAUGCAUUUUGUGUACAUUUUAAGAGCUUGUCUGUUUUUGAAUUGUUAUUUGUUCUUUAUUGAUAUUUGAAGUAGAAUUUGUUUUAACUUUAACAUUUUCAAAAAACAAAAAUUGGGUUAUCCUUCCAGUGUUUGGGAUACGUUUGUAAAACAAAACAUGCUGAAAUUCUGGAGUGCAGCAUGCUCACUGGACGGUCUGUCACACGAUUCAAGCAGCUUCAGAAACUCAGCAGAUCUGGCGGUUUACAAAGGGAAAUGGAUAGUCAGCUGUCAUCCACACUGGUUUUUGCUCAGUUACUCCCAAUUUUUUGUGAUGCUGCAGAUUCCGGCAACCUGUAGAGUCUUGGUUUUGGAAUGGGGUGCGGAGGCUGAUCGGGGUUGUGGUGCAUGUCUCCAUGCAUUCACCUGACCCAUAGUACUCUGAGUGUGACUGCAAUGCUUUCACAACAAGGUGGGUGUGACUGCACAGCAGACUAACAUGAGCAUUGUUAGACCGAACUGGAGCAGUGUGGAGGAGUUGAUUUCUAUGGUUUUGCAAAAGGUUGUGCAGAGUUAGGAGGUCAUGACUUCACUUCUGGAGAUGCUGCGAACUUUUACAAGUGUUCUGCAACAAACUUUUCUCACAUCAGCUGAGAUGGGUGACAGCUCGUUCUUUUCCUGACAUAAUUCUUGUCUCUGCCAUGUGGGAGAAGCUAUAAAACACCCAGGAAUAGCAAUGUGCUGCCGAGUCGUACUUUGUUGUUCCCGCUGAGCGGAGGAGAAGCUUGUGAGCACAUCAUGGUCUGUGAGUGACGAGGUGUCAUUAAUGGGCAGAUUGGGAUUCUAUGUAAAUAGGGAAGUGCUAUACUUGAUUAGAUUGCUUUUAUGCAUAAGGAGAGAUAUGGGCUCAUGAAUUUGAAUCUCCAGAAACAGACGUGUAUCUCCCAUUAUAUAGUUUAUCCUCAUAGUUACUUUGGUUUCAUCCUAGCAUGGACAGCACAAUGAUGUAGUGAUUAGCACACUGCUUUACGGUGCCUAUGACCAGGGUCAAUUCCUGCCACUGUCUGUAAGGAAUUUGUAUGUUCUUCCUGUGACGGUGUGGGUUUCCUUGGCUCCCACAGUCCAAAGGCGUACCGGUGUGUAGGUUAACUGGUCCCUGUAAAUUGUCCCAUGAUUAGGCUCGGGUUAUAUAGGGGGUUGCUGGGCUUGCGGCUCAAAGGACUGGAAGGGCGAAUCCCAAAUAAAAUGGGCAUCCUCCGUUCACGGUGUUUAAUCAUCUUUUCUCUUUUCCAGUUCUAAUGGAGUUUUCAGCCCUUGAAAUAUUAAUUCUUUCUCUUCCAUCAGAUAUGGGCUGACCUGCUGAUCGUUUUCUGUUUUUAUGUGGGAUUUGUUUAAAUGAGUGCUUGUUGCUAAGUUGCAUCAAGUAACUGAUCAGCCAAUCAACAGAACAUGAAGUGAAAAAGCACUUUUUUAAACUAGCAUUCUAUCAAAUACAAAGAAAAUAUUGGAAGAUACCAAUGAAAUUAAGGUCAAGGCUGAAGUAAUAAAGAAAUUCAUUUAAUAUCUAUGUAGUUUAAAAGAGCAGUAUUUUUAAGUAAUGAUGUGUGGUUAGAUUUUUUUUUAGAGCCAGAGAGGUUGGUGCAUAGUAAUUAUGCCCAAUGCACCAUUAAGGUCUUAUUCACACUUUAUGUAAUAAAAGUGGGGUGUUUUAGGGACUUAAUUUGCUAUGAAGUAGUUCAGAAAUACCUGAAGCUCUUGUCAGUUUACUAAUUUCCCAAGAUCAGACUUGAUAAAGUUGCAAGAUAGUUCUCUCUGUGAAGGAUCAGGUAAUCACUGACAGCAGCUUCUAGAAUUCUACAUGUAACAGAGCUUGGGGAUAUUCCCAGAGUUGUAAUUUUUGGGAUAUAAUGGCUGUCCUGUUUGUUCCCUUUCGAUAAAAUGUGUUUUUAAGAGACAAAU
Messenger RNA from Mobula hypostoma (lesser devil ray), 3053 nucleotides. RefSeq names its product origin recognition complex, subunit 6 (gene orc6). The coding region runs from base 60 to 821 and encodes 253 amino acids. The record is from RefSeq and is a predicted model, not a curated record. Lineage: Eukaryota; Metazoa; Chordata; Chondrichthyes; Myliobatiformes; Myliobatidae. Gene Ontology annotation, biological process: DNA replication; DNA replication initiation. Gene Ontology annotation, cellular component: nuclear origin of replication recognition complex. The transcript is spliced from 7 exons. Gene Ontology annotation, molecular function: DNA binding.